Molecule: messenger RNA, 783 nt
Organism: Rotaria sp. Silwood1
Lineage: Eukaryota; Metazoa; Rotifera; Eurotatoria; Philodinida; Philodinidae
Source: the annotation of a GenBank genome assembly
AUGAGUCUAACAUCUAUGUUUGAUCGAAUUUGUUCAAGUAAUGUUGUUAUUGCUUCACAACAACGUAAUGAACCAGAUUUUACAUAUGAACAAAAACAUGAAAUUCUUAACCAUUUAUAUGAAACAAAUCCAGCUAAUUUUAUAUAUCGUUUUGGUUCAUUAUUAACUGAUGAUGAAAUAAAACAAAAUUUUGAUUCAAAUGCUGAUUACAUAUGUCAAAUAUUACAUUCAAAUCGUCAUAAACUACGUGCUAAUCGUCGUUAUACAUAUAUGCAACAAUUACUUGCUGAUGGUUCAUAUUUUAGUGAUGAAGCCAUGAAAGAACGAUCACCAUUACUAUAUGAACAAAUGAUUGAAAAAUAUAGGGGUGAUGAAACAAAUCAAUUAGUCACUAGAACAGCAAAUGGUCCAUUAGCUGAUUUUUAUAUGGAACAUCUUGAAGCAAUUAAUCAUCAAGAAAGAGUUGAAAAAGAAUAUGAAAAUGAAGAACAUUUACGUCAUGAUGAUGAUAAUGAUAGUGAAAGUGAUGAUGAAGAGGAUGAUGAUGAUGAAAAUGAUGAAGAAAAUGAAAAAAAAUAUUCAAGUACAGAAAGAAAUUUAUAUCGACAAGAAUUUCUUGCUAUUCAAAAAGAGAGAUUUCUUAAUGGUGAAGAUUCUAAUAUUGAUUAUACAUCAAUUGAUAAUAAUGAAAAUCUUGAUGAUAUUAAAAUACGUGAACGUGAUGAAGAAGAAAAAUAUUUUGAUGAUGAAGAUCCUUAUUCAUAUACGAAUGGAGAACAAUAA